AUGGCAGGUCGUGAAUUCACACUAUCCUUCGAUAUUACACCCCCAGCGGCUGCCCGGCCUGGUCUCCCCUUCACGAUGCCAGUAGUUCUUGCUGUGAAGCCCAUCGGGACACCUGCUCAAAAUGUGCAACAUCUGGUUGUGAGCGCCUCGCUCCGGGAUGAAGCCGGCACGGGAGCCGCUGUCGGCCUGAGCGGCAGUCUCACAGCAAGUGUGCGCAGUCGGACUGGCAAUACCAUGAGCGGAUAUGCAAAGCUCGGUCCGCUCACGAUCUCUCAGCCAGGCAAGUUUCGACUGCGAGUGAUGCUCAGCGCUGCCUCAGUGAACGGUGUCAUAACGAAGGAGUAUGUGGAUUCGACUGUCAUUCAUGUGCACGCCGGCGCGGCUGCCCAACGUCCAACUCCCACUCAGGUCGCGCGGCUUCACCAGCUCACUGCUGAAAAUUUGGACAUCUCUCCCGCUGACAUUGCUACUUGGCAGCGUGCAUGA
Molecule: messenger RNA, 486 nt
Organism: Penicillium paradoxum
Lineage: Eukaryota; Fungi; Ascomycota; Eurotiomycetes; Eurotiales; Aspergillaceae
Exons: 2
Coding region: 1-486 (161 amino acids)
Source: RefSeq, a predicted model, not a curated record